CCCCCUCCCGGAGCCCGGAUGAAGAGUAACGCCAUUACCGCCGGAGCCGCGGAGAGCACUGGCGGGCGGUGACUGGACACCGGACCGGCCGCGCCAUGAGACUCCUCUCCCGCCUGCUUCUGCUGCUCUUGCUCGUAUUCCCCGCUACGGUCCUGCUCCGCAGUGGCCCUGGAGGCUCAUUAGCUGCAGCUCAGGAUCUCACAGAAGAUGAAGAAACGGUAGAAGAUUCAAUAAUUGAAGAUGAGGAUGAUGAAGCAGAGGUGGAAGAAGAUGAACCCACAGAUUUGGCUGAAGAUAAAGAGGAAGAAGAUGUAUCUGGUGAACCUGAAGCUUCACCAAGUGCAGAUACAACUAUCCUGUUUGUGAAAGGAGAAGAUUUUCCAGCAAAUAACAUUGUGAAGUUCCUAGUAGGCUUUACAAACAAGGGUACAGAAGAUUUUAUUGUUGAAUCCUUAGAUGCCUCAUUCCGUUAUCCUCAGGACUACCAGUUUUAUAUCCAGAAUUUCACAGCUCUUCCUCUGAACACUGUAGUGCCACCCCAGAGACAGGCAACUUUUGAAUACUCCUUCAUUCCUGCAGAGCCCAUGGGUGGACGACCCUUUGGUUUAGUCAUCAAUCUGAACUACAAAGAUUUGAAUGGCAAUGUAUUCCAAGAUGCUGUCUUCAAUCAAACAGUUACAAUUAUUGAAAGAGAGGAUGGGUUGGAUGGAGAAACAAUCUUUAUGUAUAUGUUCCUUGCUGGUCUUGGGCUCUUGGUUGUUGUUGGCCUUCAUCAACUCCUGGAAUCUAGAAAGCGCAAGAGACCCUUACAGAAGGUAGAGAUGGGUACAUCAAGUCAGAAUGAUGUUGACAUGAGUUGGAUUCCUCAGGAAACUUUGAAUCAGAUCAAUAAAGCUUCACCAAGAAGGUUGCCCAGGAAACGGGCACAGAAGAGAUCAGUGGGAUCUGAUGAGUAAAUGUUCCUUUGUGCAACAAUUCAGUCUUUACUUAACCUGCCCUAAUGUUUUUCGGCCUGAUGGGAAUUAGUGCAGAGAAGCCAUAUCACCAUAGAAGGCAACUACUACUUAUGUGUGGACUGAGCAAUCAGAGUCUGUGGCGAUAAUAUUACUGAAAAUGCACUGCAUUCAUUUUUCUAAAGUAACAAAUUUGGUUUUUUUUAAGCCAUUAAAAUCUAUGUGUGUGCGUGUGUAUGUAUGUGAGCAGUUGGUGUUACCAGAAUCAUUGUUGAACUACCUGAAGCCUGCCUUUAGAAUACUAAAUAUAAUGCUAUUGUGUCUCUUUUUGACAUUUUCUGGUACUCCCCCCCCCCCCCCGCCAAAACUCAAUGAAUGAAUAUUUGUCCAAUAUGAUUGUAAAUGUCCUGCCUUAGAUUGUUUUAAAGAAAAUAGUUUGUUUCUCUUUGAGAAUUGCUCAAAUCCAGUUGAUGGAGCAAAUUAGUAUUCUUGUUGUUGCUGUUUUACAACUAGUAUUCUAAAGGCACAAACAGGAGUAGCUGCUUUUUAGCAAUAGAAUUGUUUUGGUAUUUUGCUGCUGUUUACCAUAAUGCGCACCUUCAGAAAACUUCCCAAAUGAGUCCAAGGAAUUUGGGGAUUUCUAGCAACAAAAUUGUGAAGCAUGAGAAUUCUGCUGAUUUUGAUAUAUAAAAUCCACCCCUUUUUCUUUUUUUACUUUUUUUUUUUAAGAUAAUGGUACAUUUGUGGGACCUGAGUUGUGUUAUCCAUUGUUUUUUUUUUCUGAUCCACUUAGGUUUUUUUGUUUUUUUAAGAGAUCAUAUUUUUCCCUUAAUAGGAGUAUCUUGCUUGAAAAAAAAUUGCCUUGGUCUAUAGACUAAGCAAAAAGUCAGUUUAUAGGGGCAGAGAUAUAUUACAAGUAAUACUAAUCUGUAAAAAAAAAAAAAAGGAAUUGGAUAUUUUUUUAAGUAGUUAACCAUUUGGUUUUUAUCUAAUAUUUUUGGGUAAUUUGUUCAGAAAACCUUUUUUAAAUAAAUCUGAAGAAUUCCAAAAUUUUAAGCACUUAAGAUCUCAGUACCAAAAUUAGAUUGGACUUUGUAAAAUCCUAUUAGAGUCACUCUUGUCCCAGGUAGUAAAUGAAGUUUGGCAUUAUUGUCAGACUGGAUAAAGAGUAAAGUAAAAUAGUGUGAACAGAUAAGAGGCUUUUCCCCUCUGUCUUUAAGCCAUAUUCUCCCACAUAUAUUUUGUAAAGAAAUGGUAAAUGAAAUUCUAGUGGCUGUUUAAUUCCUGAUCUGUCUUUAAUACAAUGGAUUUACCCCUCCUGCCCUCUUCUUUAUAAUCCCCGCCCAUUCCCACACGAAACAACAGCAAAACAAGACACACAAACAAAAAAAUCUUACCAAGUUCUUUAUUUAAAAAUCUGAGCCAAAGCCUAUGACAAUAGAAUAGAAGUUAUUGUUGUAUAGUUGUUAAUCACUUCGCAAGUAGGGGCUAAGGUGUCAAAUUCUCUAUAUUGGCAUUGCUGAACUAUAAACUUUCUAUAUCUGUAAUAUAAAGUGUUUUGAGUUUUUAAUUGGGCUGUAUGAUCAGUAGCUUAUUUUGAAAAAGCUCUAUGAGCUGUAAAAACUGCAUGUUUUUUUGUUUAAUGUAAUAUAGGAGACCCUCCACCUUCUCAAGGAAUAUAUUUCAAAACAUUGUUUUGUGAAUUCCUAAGUUUUUGAAACUCCUAGAACCAUAUUGCAGUGAGGUGUAAUUACAAAAUUUAAAUGGUUUCUAGACAGUUUCAUUGACUACUUGGUGGUACUUAGGCAGUGGCAAAGCCACCGAGGUACAGGUGCCAGCCCUUCUGAUUCCUAAGUAAUUUGCCUUACAUGCUAGCCUUUCCGCUGCUGAGGUUCAGAUUAGUACCUCAGAAGUUAUUUGUCAUGUUGUUUCGUUUUUUAGCAUUGAUUGGGAACAGUUGAAAACUCUUAAAUCCUCAGCUGCCAGGGUCUUCUAUAGUAUCAGUAUGUGUUUAGCAGAAAACUAACUCCAUAAUGAAUGGAAUUCAAUUCCACACAUGGUUUGUUCAAGCACACUUAAUAAGUAGCCUAUUUUUUAAAUGUCUUUUUUAAAUGUAAAUAUUUGGAUGAAGUUUUUAAAGUUUGUUUUGAUAUAUUCAUUUGCUACACCAACCAUGGUUUCAGAACUUACCUUUUGAGCAAAUUGGUUUCAGAAUCUGUAAAAUGAACCAAGAAUCUUGUGUACCAAACCUGUCACUCAGACAUGUGAGAAUAAUGUGUUCAUAAAGCAUGGAUCUUGC
Mustela lutreola (European mink) is the source of this 3252-nucleotide messenger RNA. It is a transcript of the gene SSR1, whose product is annotated as signal sequence receptor subunit 1. The record is from RefSeq and is a predicted model, not a curated record. Lineage: Eukaryota; Metazoa; Chordata; Mammalia; Carnivora; Mustelidae. The transcript has 8 exons. Gene Ontology annotation, cellular component: endoplasmic reticulum membrane; endoplasmic reticulum. Bases 96 to 956 code for a protein of 286 amino acids.